Messenger RNA from Magnolia sinica, 1283 nucleotides. RefSeq names its product glycine-rich RNA-binding protein 2, mitochondrial-like. The transcript is spliced from 5 exons. Bases 172 to 1041 code for a protein of 289 amino acids. The record is from RefSeq and is a predicted model, not a curated record. Gene Ontology annotation, molecular function: RNA binding. NCBI's taxonomy places the organism in Eukaryota, Viridiplantae, Streptophyta, Magnoliopsida, Magnoliales, Magnoliaceae.
UUGUCACUCGAAUACGUCUCGGACGGAUGAGAUUUGUCUCGACCAUAUAUAAAUAAACACCUCCCUCUCAUGUUAUAAACCCUCUCGAAUCAAGCCGACAAGGGUUUUAGCUGAGGGGAAAAGAGGCAGCAGAGGAUUCGACGAACCUCUCCAAGGGUCUGAUUUCGAACAAUGGCUUUCACUAGUAGAAUUGGAAAUAUACUAAAGAGGGUCGUAAGCAAUCAUAUUAGAUCGGACUUACCUGCAUCAAGUCCAUCAAUAUUUCAAGCGAUUCGAUGCAUGUCAUCUUCCAAGCUCUUUAUUGGAGGACUCUCGUAUAGCACGGAUGAGCAAAGUCUGAGAGAAGCGUUUACUAGUUAUGGAGAAGUCAUCGAGGCGAGAGUUAUCAUGGAUCGUGAGACGGGCAGAUCUAGAGGCUUUGGCUUUGUUAAUUUCACUUCUAGUGAGGAGGCGUCUGCUGCCAUCGCUGCAAUGGAUGGAAAGGAUUUGCAUGGGAGGAUGGUAAGAGUGAACUAUGCAACGGAUAGGACUGGAGGAUUCCGUGGUGGGUAUGGUGGCGGUGGCGGUGGCUAUGGAGGUGGUGGUUAUGGUGGCGGUGGUGGUGGUUAUGGUGACGGCGGCGGUGGCAGCUAUGGUGGUGGUAAUAGCUAUGGAAGUGGAGGUGGUGGUUAUGGCAGUGGCGGAACAGGUGGUUACGGUGGCGACAGCUAUGGAAGCGGCGGCGGUGGUGGCAGCUAUGGUAGUGGAGGUGGUGGUUAUGGCGGCAACAGCGGCGGUGGAAAUUACAGUGGUGCCAGUGAGGGUGGAGGCAAUGAUGGUUACAUUGGUGCUGCCAGUGGGGGUGGAAGCAAUGAUGGUUACAUGGGUGCUGCCGAUAGCAGCAGCAGCAGCUAUGGCGGGAGUGGAGGAAUGGGAUAUGGAAGUAGCCAAGGCAGCAUGAAUGCUGGCGGCGGUUACAACCAAGGCGGCCCGAUAGAGGGGAAUAUCAGGGAUGAUGUUGACGACGAUGAGCCAGCCGACUAUGCCAACAAGCGAGGUUGAUGCGAGGAGCAUGAAUUGAUGAUGAGAAGGCAUUCAUGGAAGUAGCCUCUCUUUUUUUCUUUUCUUUCUUUCUUUUUAAUUAGCAGCAUCUGUUAUAGCUUUUUGGAGGAAUUUAUAUCAGUCUCAUGUGCCUUUUCACUUCUUUCUUUUUCUUGGUUUUCCUUUUUUAUUUCUAUGGUGUAAAUGGUGACUGAGAAUUCCAUGGAAUUUAACAUCUGAGAGAGAUGUUGGAUGAUUAGGUA